Messenger RNA from Ostertagia ostertagi, 537 nucleotides. The record is from the annotation of a GenBank genome assembly. NCBI's taxonomy places the organism in Eukaryota, Metazoa, Nematoda, Chromadorea, Rhabditida, Trichostrongylidae.
AUGAUCUCCAUAGGUGUGAUGGUGAUGCUCUGCGUUGUUCUAUCAAUAACCUGUGUUAUUGUUUGGAUGCUGAGGUGGCGCCGCAGUUUGGUACGGAAGGCGGGACAAGCUGAUCACCAAUGUGACGACGAGAUCUCCUACACGGAAAAUGUCAAGCCUCGUACAAAAUCGUCCUCCAAACGUGCCGUCGCCGACAGUGUCCCCUCACCGGCUCGCGCAGACAGCGUCGAAGGCGAAAAAUCGCAUAGAAGCAGCAGUUACAAAUGUAGCACAUCUGCCGAACAGCUGAAACAGGACGAUAUUGUGGCUCAGGCUGAACCAAGACCGUCACAGACGUACGUGUCAAAGCCUUUGGAGAGGAUAAAGGAGGAGGCGAUUUCCGUUAAAAACAAACGCCUGGACACGGUCUCGGUUAUGUCGUCGGUUGAGACAUUGCAGCGCAACGACUCAAAGGUGAACGUAUUCCCGGCGGACAAAAUGGAAGAAAUUGACUUGAAUCCUGGCCUCAACAACGUCAUCAAUUUGGAAACUAUCUGA